Messenger RNA from Ictidomys tridecemlineatus (thirteen-lined ground squirrel), 2046 nucleotides. It is a transcript of the gene Mcts2, whose product is annotated as MCTS family member 2. Lineage: Eukaryota; Metazoa; Chordata; Mammalia; Rodentia; Sciuridae. Gene Ontology annotation, biological process: formation of translation preinitiation complex. Gene Ontology annotation, molecular function: RNA binding. The record is from RefSeq and is a predicted model, not a curated record.
GUGGUAUGUCUUGGGUGUCUUCCCUUCCACUCCCCUUUGUCUUUCCAAUAUUGGGUUCUUCAGUAGUAUAACCGAUGGAAGAGACUGGCUCUGGAAUCUCAUGGCUUAUCCCAGCUCUGCCACCUAGGCAUGGGACUCUAGGUGAAUGCCUUACCUCCCUGAGCACUGGGUGAUUUUGUUGGGGAUUUUUUGUUUUGUUUUCCCCUGCCAUUUAUGAAGUAAAAAUGAUAAUUUAGCACCUUCCUCAUAGGCACAAUUAUUAGGAGUAGGAGUAAAUGAAUGGAAAGCACCCAGCACACUGCCUGGCUCACAUAAGCACUCAGUAAAACCCCUCUGUCGGUGACCAUUUUAUAGGGUCUAUUUUUAGUGUGAUUACAGUCACACCUAAAAUUUUGGAAAAGGAGUUCCACAGUUUUGUUUUGGUUUUGUAUGUUUGUUUUAAUGAAAACCAUGGAGACCUUAAGAGAGGCUGGGAUUAACAGGUUAUUUACAUCCUGGGUUCAAAUACAGCAAGAUCAUCAAUGGCUUAACCAAAUGGAAGGUCUCCCCCCUUUCUUUCUCGUCCCCCGUCCCCCGAAAUUCUAAGCUUGCAGAAGGUAUCACUCUCUUGGUGCCUAGCGUAUCCUACUUUGUCCCUAGAGCGCAGCGAUGUUGUGAUCCCUUUCUGCAUCUCUAGUGCAUCUGUGCCAAAUAAAUGAUUGAUGGGGUUUUCUUUUAAAAAGCUAAGCUUGCCCCGUAGAGUCUGUAGGGUCUCAAGCCCCAUCUGUCUCAAGCUCUGCCAUACUCAGUGGUGACCCCCCCCCCCGGGUCAGAGAUGUCUACCAUCGGUUCACAUUGCAGCCAGAGGGAAGGACAGGCAUCCCUGUAGUGGACUCAUUUAGCUACAGAGGGUGUUGGAGAAAGGUGGAGAACAUGACCUGAGCGGGUCAGCCUCAUGUCCAGUUAGGAACCAUCAGCCGCGUGUCCAGUUAGGAACCACCAGCCGCGCCCCUGAAGUCUUCCGGCCACCUGACUGGCUGCUCCAUCGCUCCUUCCUGCCCACGCCCCGCCCUUUCCGCUGCCCCCACUGGAGUGGAUCGCUAGUGGGAAGAACAUCCGGCCGAGCGCUGACGUGGGGUUCAGAGCAGCGGAAGUAGUCCAUUUUACGGGGCCGUAAAGCGCGGCCGGCUGACCCGUCUUCCGGUUAGCGACAACGGCCGCGACCGUCCGCACCGGCCUUCCUGGAGCACGGAGAUCAUCGGACACUGGCCGCAUCUCAUUUUUUCUCGCUGCUGCCCACCCCAGUCGGCACCACUUCCUUCGCCUUGGAUCAUGUUCAAGAAAUUUGACGAAAAGGAAAAUGUAUCCAACUGCAUCCAGUUGAAAACUUCAGUUAUUAAGGGCAUCAAGAACCAACUGAUAGAGCAAUUUCCAGGUAUCGAACCAUGGCUUAAUCAAAUCAUGCCGAAGAAAGAUCCCGUCAAAAUAGUCCGAUGCCAUGAGCAUAUGGAAAUCCUUACGGUAAAUGGAGAGUUACUAUUUUUUAGGCAAAGAAAAGGGCCUUUUUACCCAACCUUAAGAUUACUUCACAAAUACCCUUUCAUCCUGCCACACCAGCAGGUUGAUAAAGGAGCCAUCAAAUUUGUGCUCAGUGGCGCAAAUAUCAUGUGCCCGGGUUUAACUUCUUCUGGCGCAAAGCUUUAUCCCGCCGCGGAAGAUACGAUUGUUGCGGUCAUGGCAGAAGGAAAACAGCACGCUCUGUGCGUUGGAGUCAUGAAGAUGUCUGCAGAAGAUAUCGAGAAAGUCAACAAAGGAAUCGGCAUUGAAAAUAUCCAUUAUUUAAAUGAUGGCCUGUGGCACAUGAAGACAUAUAAAUGAGCCUUAGAAGAAAUCCACUUGUGCUAAAUAUGGAUAUUGUGUCGUAUUUGUGUUUUGUGUCUGUGUGUGACAGCAUGGUGACGAUGCCUCUGUGGUUAUGCUGAAUAAAUUCAACAGAUGCCUCAAAAACAAAAAAAACUAGGGUGCUCUUACCACAGAGGAGAAAACAAAUUGGGGGACAAGCAGCAA